AUGGGGCCCCCGGGCAAUAGGGGAUCAUGGGGCCCCUGUGUCCUUGCCCAAACUCAAAAAAGCCUAUGAAAAAGGUACCAGGGACAUCUCAUGGGGCCCCUACUGACCCCAGGCCCUCGGACAGUGCCCAAGAGCCCGAAUGGUCAGUCUACCCCUAGAGUAUACUAUAGCUUACCAAUCCUUAGAUGUGGGGGCAGCAUUAGUUUUCUUUUUUAAGCUUUUUCCCUUAAAUAUUUCCUGGUAAUCCUGUGUAUAUCACACUUCCUUUCAUGGAUAAA
Messenger RNA from Staurois parvus, 278 nucleotides. NCBI's taxonomy places the organism in Eukaryota, Metazoa, Chordata, Amphibia, Anura, Ranidae. The record is from the annotation of a GenBank genome assembly.